AUGACGAUCAGCAGGCACGUUGAGCGUUGCGUCUGCGAAAUCCCACAGCGUCCUUCUCUAUUCUCUCUUGAAGCUGCCAAAAGUCAAGUCUCAUCGAAAUACAGACCUACCAUAUCCACCGUCGAACAUACAGUAGCGGCUAAGGUAUUCCUUGAGUUGCACUACAUACAUCUCGGACUGGAAUAUGAGAAUCCAAAUUUUAAUCCCAAUCAUCUGCGCCAACCUCGAGCACUCAAAACGAAGAGGUAUGCAGUGAAUGACCCAGAGCCAUACCAGAAAACACACUUUGAAUUGCAAAGGCCACUUGGUAAAGGCAGCUUCGGCCUUGUUCAGCUAGUUAAAGAGCAAUACACCAACAAAUUUUAUGCGAUGAAAAUCAUGCACAAGAGCACAAUGCUCACAAUCGGGCAAGAAGCCCAUCUCAAGUGCGAACGAGACUUUCUUGCGGAAUGCGCAACCCGCGGAUCGCAAUGGACAGUCCCUCUCAUUCAAACUUUUCAGGACCGUGAGAAUCUUUAUUUGGUCAUGGAGUUUAUGGAAGGAGGUGACUUCUUGGCUCUUUUGCUUCGAGAAGAUGUCCUCACAGAAGCACAGACGAGAUUCUACGUUGGCGAAAUGAUCUGUGCUGUUGAAGAGGUACAUAAAAUGGGGUGGAUACACCGUGAUCUCAAACCGGAUAAUUUCUUGAUCGGUGCCGAUGGCCACCUUAAGCUAACAGACUUUGGCCUCGCUUUUUCGUGUCAUUGGUCUCAUCAAGGACUCUACUACGCGAAUAAUCGAGCGUACCUUUGCGAGAGGCUUGGAAUCGAAGUUACUGGUGAUUCGACUGAUGCUAGCUAUGAAGAGUCGAAAUUAGUCCAACCUUUCUAUUUAGAUCCGGGGGAUCAGCCGCUUAAGCCCCAUAAGACCAUCGCACAUGUUAUAGAUGAGUUAGACCACGCUCCCUGGCGGCGUCAAUAUGCAAAAAGUGUGGUUGGCACAAGCCAAUACAUGGCACCUGAGGUCAUUCAAGGCAAAGACUACGAUGGUAGCUGUGACUGGUGGAGUAUUGGUGUAAUCUUCUACGAAUGUCUGUAUGGCUCAACACCAUUCUAUGAUUCCAGUCGGGAACGCAUCAAAGCCAAAGCACUAGAGUGGCACAAAUACCUACGAUUUCCGACGCAUCCACGCGUUCAGCGACCUCAGUCGCAAAACGCGAUCGUCUUAGCAGAUGUAGGGCAUGAUGCUGUGAGCUUCAUAUGCAGCGUGAUUCGGAAUCAAGAAUCACGUUUCACCGUCGAGCAGAUCAAAGGGCACGAAUUUUUCCGUACUGCGAGAGGUUUUGACUGGGAUAAUUUACCUCGCACACGGCCUCCGUGGAUACCAGCUCUGCAGAGACACAAUGACGAUGUUGCGAGGUGGUUCGAACCGGCGUCUCAGAUCGGUUCUCUUGAGGAAAAGCACAAACGGCCGCGGGACAAGAUUCUGCGAGACCCGGUUUGCGGGCCAAUUGCAAUGGAAAUACGAAAACGUACCGCAUUCUUGGGAUACACAUUUAGGAGGUCAGACAUUGCGUGUUGGUUGAGUAACAGCGAACGGGAGAGAGCAAUUACGGUCAAUGCUGCAAGUAAUCUUGGUGAAUAUGGUCGUCAUCCUCACUGUCGCGACAUGCAGCAAAGUUUUGUUGCUUCGGAGGCCUGAGACUCGGCCAUUUUCCUUUCUGACGAAGCAGCUGCGGAUUUAUACCCUCUUGUGCGCUUCUUUUAUCCAACCAUCAGCAUGGGACUGCGAAUUGCUGAUUGCGGC
Messenger RNA from Verruconis gallopava, 1785 nucleotides. RefSeq lists its product as uncharacterized. Gene Ontology annotation, biological process: peptidyl-serine phosphorylation; intracellular signal transduction. Gene Ontology annotation, molecular function: ATP binding; protein serine/threonine kinase activity. The record is from RefSeq and is a predicted model, not a curated record. The transcript has a single exon. NCBI's taxonomy places the organism in Eukaryota, Fungi, Ascomycota, Dothideomycetes, Venturiales, Sympoventuriaceae. Bases 1 to 1680 code for a protein of 559 amino acids.